Molecule: messenger RNA, 3615 nt
Organism: Cyprinodon tularosa
Lineage: Eukaryota; Metazoa; Chordata; Actinopteri; Cyprinodontiformes; Cyprinodontidae
Exons: 2
Source: RefSeq, a predicted model, not a curated record
CUCCCAGAGAGAACCGAACCGGAUCUCCUGCUUUGCUGGUAUUCUCCGGACCAGCCUCUUCUCACCACUAUUGGACAUUUUGUUUCGAGCUGUGUUUAUCUUCCUUUUCCUGUUCCAACUAAUCUGGAACCCCAUUUACUGUGCAUUAUCCUAUCCGUUUUCUUCAACUGUUUCCAUAACCAGUUAUCCCAAUAGGUGUUCUGGUUUUCCUUAAUUCAUAAACCUGGUCUACAGGUGACCAGAGUUUACUUUCUCUCUUUUCUUUACAAACCUGGGUAUUGGCAACCAGUGUUUACUGUCUCUCUUCUGACCAUUGUUUCCACUAGAAAUUCUUCAACAUUGUUUCUGGCAUUCAAGUUUUUCACAAAUGGUUUCUGGAAUUCAAGUUUUCACAAAUGGUUUCAUGGCACUAGUCUCUUUUGAGACCCCCUGUUUUUAUGGCUCUAGUCUCUUUUGAGACUCCCUGUUUUCAUGGCACUAGUCUCUUUUGAGACUCCCUGAUUUCAUUGCAAAAAAAUAUCAAUAUCAAGUGAACAAGUGCUUGAUUGGGGUUUUCAUAUUACCCUGCAACUUUGUAAACUGUUCGAGACCCGAGAGAUUCCUGCUCCACUUCUUUGGCUGAGGUACUGUAUGCUGUGGAUUUACCAAAGGUUUGUUGUUCCUGCUGAAAUAAAAGCACAUUGAAAUAAAAGGAGACAAGUGUGUCUGUUUACUCUUUGACCUGAUCAGAAUCAGUCUACCCCAGACAUAUAAGUCAUUCCAUUGAUCAGAAUCUCAGAAUUUGACAGUUUCAUCAAUCUACUGGUUAUUUUGCUAGUUUUUUAUAAGAUAUUUCUGUGUAAUAAUUUCUUUAAAUGUUAAUUCUUUAAAGAAACGUAAUAUACCGAAUUGUGACUUUCUGACAGCUGUAGAAGCCAGUUAAAGCUAGGUUUCCUGUAAAAUUUAAUACUAAAACUAUUCACUGUCAGCUUGUGGUUUUUUCCCCAUUAUUUUAGAGCAGAGUGUAUACAUUGGUUAACUAAGAAAAAAAAUAGAUAUUGGUCAAGUCUUGAUAUUGCAUCAAAGGAUAUCUGAGGCAAGUUUAAAAUUCCAAGUUUGUGUAUUUUAUAAGCUCAGCAGUUCUAGGGUAACAAUCUGACCAGAAGUGGACUCCAGCUACCAGAAGCAUCUCCUGCUGCGUUCCUGAUCUGCAUCAGAACAUUUGAAGUAGUGUUUUCUGCCUAUAGUAAUAUAUUUUUGUGUGAAAGUAAAGGCUAACUGUAAAUCAGGACAAGUGGCUACAUAUUUUGGUUAUUCACCAUCUUUGGUAUUGGGUUCAUUUGUUUUCAGCACAUUUCUGGAUAAGUUUCUUUUUUAAUACAAGCUAUAGUUCAGUAAUAUUAAAAUAUAAAAAUCUGGUUUUGCAUUUGUAAAAAGUUUUUUUUUUUAAAGUUUUUUAAGGUUUUACGGACUGGUAACUACAAAGAUUUAAUAUUGUAAGAGUGGUGAACUUAACAUUUCGUUGGAGAGAUUUUUUCAGACUGUUCUUUAAAGUAGGUCUGACAUCAGUUCUACAGUGUUGAUAGUUUAUUCUGACCUAAAAGAUACUGAUAUUUUAAAACUGUAGUUAAAAGUGAUUGUAUAGUGUGUUGGUGUAUUAAAACAUUUACAGGUAAGCGUUGAGGUUUUGACAGUAACAAUGCCUCGAAAGAAUCAGCGCUCUCAGGCUCAGAAGUUCAGAAGGCAGAAAGAGAGUCAAAGUAAACAAACAGAAAAUAGCAGCUCUCAGGACAACCUGGUGUUUGAGAAGGUAUCGUGUGCCGAUGUAAAUGGAGGACCUCACAGUGAUGUAGAGUGUUCAGCUGGACAGCAGGUAAACUGCAGUGAUGUAGCACCUUCUGAUGAGAGCAUUGUCACAAAAGCUUUACAGAAUGAUGCACAACAGGUUAAGCGGAAGGUUUCACAGGUGUCUUAUGCUGACGUGGUGAAGAAAGCGCGUGUUGUUGCUGGACCGUCUCAUGAACAUCAAGUAAAUGUACCUCAGCCGUCAGAAACGCAUGUCUGUGCCUCACGCAGUCAGGCUUCAUUCAAAUAUGGGAAAUCCAGGAACAGGCAGUGUGUUGCAAACAGUUUGGUAUUUCUAGCAUUUCUCCAUGAGAAUGAAAACAUUGGCAGACCAGAUCUAGACCUAGUUUUGGAUAAAGGGGAUGUUGUGUACAGACAAGCCCAACAAAAGUUUCCUAAGAGCAUCCACCUGGCAACCGAUGAACUCCCACAUGAAGUUAUUGCACGCCGUUCAAAGUAUCAGGUGGACUUGACGGAGGCUCCUGUGUGUGGAAGCUUUGGAGGUGGAGCACGUUAUCAGAGUCUGGAACAAGCAUUGCGCCGUUUGUCAUCAGGUAUACAUUAUGGGCUGCUGAUCAUGUCAGCGUUAUGCAUUGCAGUUUUCAAAAGCAGGUCUGGUCAGUAUGGAUUCUUUGACCCACACUCAAGAAGCAAAUAUGGAACACAGAUAGCAUCUGGUUUGUUGGACCAUGGUACUGCUGUGAUGCUCAAAUUUAACUGUUUGAGUGACAUGAUUGAGAGAAUCAAGUUAUGCUUCACAUCGUUAGGCGUUCAGUCAUCUUGUUUAUAUGAACUCCAGCCCCUGUCAUUUAACACAGAGGAUCCACACAACAGGAGAGAUGUUUCAGACACGACUACUACUUCUGCUCUGUCAGAUGACGCUAUUAAUGAGUCCGCCCUACAGACAGCUGGCCUUCAGUCUAAGAAUGUUAUACCAGAGAUGUUGGUGGAUACAGAUGUGGUUCAACAGGAGGUUGAAUCUACACACCCAACACAUAAUUUCCCUGCAUGUGAGUCCAACUCUCUAAUUGAAGUCCUGAAUCCUGGUGUAAGUGAUAUUUCAGAUGAUGCAGCCCAAGGUGUAUCUAAUGAGGUCAGUUGCAUGUUAACUGUGACAGAAGAAAAUGUGUCUGUCUUUCAUUCCAGUGUUGUGCAAAAAACAGGUGUACUUCCGGGAAUUUCUUUUAAACUCUCAAAGUACUGUAAAAAGGAAAGAUAUAGGGCAAAGAGGAGACUGAUUGGAACACAGAAAUCAAAAUGGAAAGAGAAUCAGAAACUGAAAGAAAGACAGAAGUACAAAAAGGUUGCUGAGUUUAGAGAGAGAAAGAGAUCAUAUAUACAAAAUUUGUACAGGAAUGAUCCAAGGUUUCAGCAAAGGCAAAAGGAUUACAUCCGUAACUUAUACAGAAAUGAUGCAAGGUUUCAGCAAAGGCAAAAGGAUUACAUCCGUACUCAAUACAGAAAUGAUGCAAGGUUUCAGCAAAGGCAAAAGGAUUACAUCCGUACUCAAUACAGAAAUGAUGCAAGGUUUCAGCAAAGGCAAAAGGAUUACAUCCGUACUCAAUACAGAAAUGAUGCAAGGUUUCAGCAAAGGCAAAAGGAUUACAUCCGUACUCAAUACAGAAAUGAUCCGAGGUUUCAGCAAAGGCAAAAGGAUUACAUCCGUACUCAGUACAGGAACGACCCAAGAUUCAGACAGAGACAAAGAUCUUAUAUGACUGAGCGUUAUGCAAAAAACAAAGAAUUUAGAUUCCGCAACAAGAAUCUGAUGAGACAGCUGAUGAGAAACAG